Amphibalanus amphitrite is the source of this 2425-nucleotide messenger RNA. RefSeq names its product pyruvate dehydrogenase protein X component, mitochondrial-like. Lineage: Eukaryota; Metazoa; Arthropoda; Thecostraca; Balanomorpha; Balanidae. The coding region runs from base 276 to 1724 and encodes 482 amino acids. Gene Ontology annotation, biological process: pyruvate decarboxylation to acetyl-CoA. Gene Ontology annotation, molecular function: acyltransferase activity. The transcript is spliced from 11 exons. Gene Ontology annotation, cellular component: mitochondrion; pyruvate dehydrogenase complex. The record is from RefSeq and is a predicted model, not a curated record.
ACGUCAGCGAAAGUAUUCUGACAAAUGAUUGGUGCGCUCAAGUAAUUCGCCUGUUUUCACUGGCGAUGCAAAUAACGACGAUCGCAGUACUGGGCUGAACACUAGCAAUAUGAAAACAUCUUUUCCUGCGGUCUCCUUUUGGCGCACCCUGCCUAUAGCCGUUUUUAUGAUUAUAUUGAUAUAGGGGGAAAUUUAGUAUUUAUUGCACGUGAGGUGUGAAGGCGGCCAAGUAAUAACCAUAAAAUCUUUUCCAUUGUUAUCGGGAACUGGUUGAAAUGGCAGCCAGCAUUACCAGUGCCGCCAGGCUCGGUGGCACCAGGAUAAUUUCCAAGCUUUUGAAAAUUGGUUCUCAGGACCUGCCUUUGCUAUCAAAACAACUCCACACUUCCCUAGUUUACAAUGUGGCCGGCAUCCCAAUCAAGAUGCCGUCCCUCUCACCGACCAUGUCGGAGGGCACCAUCGUCAAAUGGCUGAAGCAGGAGGGCGAUACUGUUGAGCCCGGUGACAUCAUCUGCGAUAUCCAGACCGACAAGGCAGUUGUCUCCUUCGAGGUCGAGGAGGAGGGAAUCCUUGCCAAAAUUCUGCUGAAGGAGGACUCGAAGGACGUCCCGGUCGGCAGGAUGAUCGCCGUCAUGGUCGACCCUGGCGAGGACUGGAAGGCCGUCGAGGUGCCGGCAGAGGCCGAAGCGCCCCCGGCUCCCGCGGCCGCCGCGCCGCCCCCGACUCCGACUCCGGCUCCGGCGGCCCCUGCCCCGGAGCCGGCCGCCAAGAAGGAGUUCUCCGGCCUGCGACACGCCGGCGCGGCCCCCACGACGGUGGGCCCGGCCGUGCGGACCCUGCUGGAGCUGUACGACAUUGACGCCGCCAACGUCACGGCCACCGGACGGCACGGCCUCCUCAAGAGCGACGUGCUCGCCUACAUCACGCAGCACAAGCUGUCGCCGCAGCCGCCCACCCCCGUUCCGGCCCCGGGCAGCGUCUCCCGACCGGCCGCCCCCGCCUCCGCCCCCGCCCCGGCCGGGGACGCCGCCUACAUCGACAUACCGCUGUCCAGCAUGCGCAAAACCAUCGCCAAGCGUCUGACCCAGUCCAAGACGGAGAUCCCGCACGCCUACAUGCAGUCGGAGGCGCGAUUCGACCGUCUGCUGGCGCUGCGCAAAGAGCUGAAGGCGGAGGGCGUGCAGGCGUCGCUCAACGACUACAUCAUCAAGGCGGUGGCGCUGUGCCUGCGCCUGCAGCCGCAGCUCAACUGCGUCUGGAGCGGGGACCAGCUGCAGCGGCCCGACUCUGUUGACAUCUCCGUCGCCGUGGCCACUGACGCCGGCCUCAUCACGCCGAUCGUGGUGGACGCGGCCGGCAGCUCGGUGUCGGCCAUCAGCGGACAGGUGCAGGACCUGGCCGCCCGCGCCCGGCUGGGCAAGCUGAAACCGCACGAGUUCAUGGGCGGAUCGUUCACGAUCUCCAAUCUGGGCAUGUUCGGCAUUGGCGAGUUCAGUGCAAUUAUCAACCCGCCGCAGUGCGGCAUCCUGGCUGUCGGCGGCGGGCGCAGUCAGCUCGCGGCGGACGGCGGCUCGGAGACCUGGCUCACCUCCACCUUAUCGUACGACGCGCGCGCCGUGUCGGAGCCAGAGGCGGCUGCCUUCAUGGAGACGCUGGCCCACCUGCUGACCAACCCGGACCUGCUGGUCACGGACGCGCGCCGCGAGCUCCAGCAGCUCGGCUGAGCUGGGGCAGCUCGCAGCAGGAGCUCGGCUGAGCUGGGGCGGCUCGCAGCAGCAGCUCGGCUGGGUUAGGGGCAGCUCGGCUGAGUCGUGGGUGCUAGGGUGGAUUUACGGGGAUGCCAUACGGUGCGCUAUGAAGCAGUUGGUGCUCCGCAGUGACCGAAACGCAGUAACCAGGGCCGGCCGGUGUGGGUCAGAUCUGUCAGCAUUAUCAGGCCGGUAUGGGUCAGGUGUUCAGGAUUAUCAGGCCGGUAUGGGUCAGGUGUUCAGGAUUGUCAGGCCGGUGCGAGUCAGGUCUAUCAGGAAUGUCGGGCCGGUAUGGGUCAGAUUUACCGGGCUCGUCAGGCCGGUGCGAGUCGCUACAGUCAGGUAUGUCAGCUGUGUGGCCGAGUGUUGUGACAAUAACGGAAGAGGUGGCGGUCGGACUGAUAAGGCGGACGUCUGUCGUGUCGUACGGUGCAAUCUGAGUGAGGCAGUGCUGCGGUGGUGCCAGCUCCCGGGAGGGACGCGCCGUGCCGUUGAACGGACGGCUCCGGCCGCCGGGCGCCGGCACACACUGAUAAAGGCGUGAAGGCAAUGACAGCAUUGCGUAUACGAGUAUGUGUGCCGGACAUAGGCAUAGGGCGCAUAGGCAAUCUUUGAACAAUGUGCUGAGAACAUUUGAGUGCUGUCUGAGGUGAAAUAGAUCAGCAAUAUGUAAAAUG